AUGCUCUCUGCAUCUGUCUCCAAUGACACCACUUUCCACCCUUCCACAUUUAUUUUACUCGGAAUUCCUGGGAUGCAAGAACAGCACAUUUGGAUUGCCAUUCCCUUCUGCUCCAUGUACAUCUUUGCACUGGUUGGCAAUGGCACUAUCCUGUACAUCAUCACGACAGACAGAGCUCUGCACGAGCCCAUGUACCUCUUCUUGUGCCUGCUUUCCAUUACUGACCUGGUACUCUGUUCAACAACAUUGCCCAAAAUGUUAGCGAUCUUCUGGCUUAGGUCCCACAUAAUUUCCUAUCAUGGCUGUCUCACCCAGAUGUUCUUUGUUCAUGCAGUUUUUGCCACUGAGUCAGCUGUUCUGCUGGCCAUGGCUUUUGACCGCUAUGUGGCUAUUUGUCGUCCACUUCAUUACACAUCCAUCCUCAAUGCCACUAUGAUUGGGAAGAUUGGUCUGGCAUGUGUGAUUCGUGGUCUUCUCUUUGUUUUUCCCUUUGUCAUCCUCAUCAAGCGGUUACCUUUCUGUGGACACCAUGUAAUCCCCCACACUUACUGUGAGCACAUGGGCAUAGCCAAGCUGGCCUGUGCCAGCAUCUACCCCAACACCAUUUAUGGUCUUACUGUAGCACUUUCCAUCACCGGCAUGGAUGUGGUUCUCAUUGUCACCUCCUACAUUGUGAUUCUGCAGGCUGUGCUUCGACUGCCCUCUAAAGAUGUCCAAUUCCGAGCAUUUAGCACUUGCGGAGCCCACAUUUGUGUAAUUCUUGUCUUCUAUAUCCCAGCCUUUUUCUCUUUUUUUACCCACCGCUUUGGCCACCAAAUACUUCCUCAGGUGCACAUUUUAUUUGCAAAUCUCUAUCUACUUGUGCCCCCUGUUCUCAACCCUCUGGUCUAUGGCAUUAAUACCAAACAGAUCCGCCUGAGAAUAUGUGACAUUUUCAUCUGGAGGGGGUAA
Molecule: messenger RNA, 951 nt
Organism: Heterocephalus glaber (naked mole-rat)
Lineage: Eukaryota; Metazoa; Chordata; Mammalia; Rodentia; Bathyergidae
Product: olfactory receptor 52D1-like
Biological process (GO): G protein-coupled receptor signaling pathway
Cellular component (GO): plasma membrane
Molecular function (GO): G protein-coupled receptor activity; olfactory receptor activity
Source: RefSeq, a predicted model, not a curated record